Trichoplax adhaerens is the source of this 2403-nucleotide messenger RNA. RefSeq lists its product as uncharacterized. NCBI's taxonomy places the organism in Eukaryota, Metazoa, Placozoa, Uniplacotomia, Trichoplacea, Trichoplacidae. Bases 1 to 2403 code for a protein of 800 amino acids. The record is from RefSeq and is a predicted model, not a curated record. The transcript has 6 exons.
AUGGAUUAUAUCCCAAAAGAAAAUGAAAUCGACGAAAUACAAAGCUUCAAAACUGCCAUGAAUCUCUGCGAAAGGUGUAAAAUUGACGCUAGUGGAUUAAAAACAAUCGAAAAUUUUAAAGAACGAUUACAUUUAUUUCGAAGAAACGAAACAAUUGAAAAUUAUAAUCGCUCCUGCGUAAGUGCUGUCAAUUUUUUGUCAGCUCAAAGGAUUGAAAACGCCUUCAGAAAAUUUGCGGAAAAUAAAAAGGAAUUAAUUAGUUUAUUAGAAGGAGUGAACAAAUCAAUCUUUCAAGGAUUAGAGCCAGAAUUGGUUGACAUUGUCGAAAUUUAUGAUGAACAAUAUUUAGAAAAUAUGAAUAAGUACAUUAGCCGUUUGCGUAGCGUAGAAUGUCCGAUUUUAAUCGCAGGAGAAGUAAGUGCAGGAAAAAGUACCCUGAUUAAUUUGAUCUUAGGCGAAUCAUUGUUACCUGUUGGCCAUUUACAUACCACAACAUGCGUAAGCAAGUUACGCUAUUCUACAAAUCGUUGCAUUAAUCUCUUUACUUGGAAUGCGAAUGAUAAGAAGUUAAAAUCUGGUAAAGAAAUAAACAUUGAUAAUAUUUCCGAUAUGGCUGCAACAAUUGAAAACGCCAUGAAAUCGAUGUCGAAAGCGUCAACAUCUACUAACAGAGGGGCAAAAAGUGGAGGUUCUUUUCAAUCGAACAGAGAUAAUAAGACUUAUGAAGAAACACCAAUGCUAUUAGCCUCAAUCUCUGCAGACGAUGUGGAUAUCGCUUGCGAUGACGCUGAUGAUUUAGAAUUAGCAAGCGGAAAACUGACUAUUCAAUGGGAUUUCCCGUUUCUGAAGGAUGGCAUAUUACUAGUAGAUAGCCCUGGAAUUGGUGAAACUUCUUUAGCAACUGAACAAGUCAUGAAAUAUUUACCAAAUGCAUGCUCGAUUAUUUAUGUAAUCGAUGUCAGCAACGCUGGGGGUAUGAAGGAGGAUCGACUUAUAAGACUUAUAACAGAAGCGCAAAAUCUCAAUACAGAAAAAUUUCAUCUAUUUUCUCCGGAAUCAGCAAUUUUUGUUUGUAAUAAAUGGGACACCAUUGCACGUGAAGACCAACAUGACGUUGAAAAUUGUAUUAAGGAGAAGUUAAAACGACUUUGGCCUGGUUUUCGCGAGUCUCAGCUAAUAUUGUUGUCCAGUACCAAUGUAAUAAAUCACCUUAAAGCUGGGUUUGUUUCAGACGAAUGGAAAUCGUUACAUUGCAUUAUUGCUCAACUCAUAGAAGACAGUUUGAAGAAAAUAAUAACAAACAGUAGCUGUUGGUUCUAUAGUUUAUUGGGGGUCAUAGCCAAUCGAUACCGCUUCAUAUCCAGAUGUUCUUACUUAAAUGAUGCUGUUCGGAUCUCUUACUUAAAGAGUCUGAAGAAUAAUACAAUAAGUAUUAAGAGCACUUUAAAAAAUCCAGAUUUUCAUGGAGAUAUCGUAAAGACUAUUGAUGAUAGAACUAAACAAAUCGCUAAUUCUUUGCGUAUAUUUCUGGACUGCGACGAUUUUAGAAACGGUAUGACGACCUGGAUAUUAGAGGAUAUUCCAAUUCGGGAAAAAGUUGCUGACCAGGAUAUUAAAGAACUUAUCUGUAUAUUAUUCAGUGAUCGAUUUAUUCGCUUAUUAACGCUCUGGGAAAAGAAACAUGGCUUACUUAGACAAUUUCAAGAUGAUAUCAAAAUAUCUUUAGAUGCACGUUAUGGUGAUGUUUUUCUUGCCUUAGCGAAUUUGGAAAAUUUAUUACAAAUAAAUGAUGACAGUUUCGAUUGUUUAUACGAUUUAAAUAUCACUUCAUCGCUUGGAGAAAUUAGUUUAAGGCUUGAUGUUACGCCACCUAACGUAACAAAAUCGUGGCGAAACUUUUAUACUACUUUUGGUAUUACCACUGGAGCUGUUGGCGGUGGUGUUGCAGGUGCUGCUAUCGGCCUUACUAUAGCCGAUGGUGUUGCUGCUGCCGUUAUUGGAGGAGUCAUUGGUGGUGUAACAGGUGGCAUUGGAGCAAUUAUUUCUGUUGUUGUUUUGGGUGUUCUAGUUGGUGUAGUGUGGUCUAGAAAUAAAAGAAAUAGACAAAGAAAGAGAAUUUUAUCAAUAUUGCAACAAAAUGCGCCUAAAAUACUUUUAGAAUUAGCUGAGAAACAGAAAGCUGACGAAAUCGCACAGAAAUAUGCUAAUCCAAUUAAGACGUUUGUCGAGGAUAUACGAAGGAAAAUAUAUCAGCAAAUAGAAGCCAAUGAAACUUUUAUUAGCCAAACUAGUGAGAAAAAUGGCUAUCAGGCAAAGGAUACAGCGCAAGAUAAGAUUGAUAUCAUUGAAAAUUUUAGAGAAGGCGUUAAUGUUAUCUUGAGAAAAUAUGACCACGACAUGUAA